ACCAUGUCGGUGGUUGGUUUUGUAUCCAGAUUCGUCACAUGUGGCCAAAAUUUGGCCGGCUAUCGGUUGCAACAAGUGCGAAACAAGUGGGCUGACUGGCGUAUGAUCAAGGAUCACAAACGUCGGCAGUGUGUGGUGCAGCAUGCCGAUGCACGGUUGCGGGUAAACUCGCUUCGGAAGAACACAAUCCUGCCAAUUGAGUUACGGGAAAUAGCGAGCAAAGAGAUUGACGCCUUCCCGCGUGAUUCGUCGUUGGUGCGCGUACGGGAACGAUGCGCUGUAACUUCGCGACCGCGUGGUAUCGUUCAUCGGUGGCGGGUCAGCCGUAUUGUAUGGCGUCACAUGGCCGACUACAAUAAGCUGUCCGGUGUACAGCGGGCGAUGUGGUAGUUAAUG
This is a messenger RNA of Anopheles maculipalpis, 396 nucleotides long. It is a transcript of the gene mRpS14, whose product is annotated as 28S ribosomal protein S14, mitochondrial. Lineage: Eukaryota; Metazoa; Arthropoda; Insecta; Diptera; Culicidae. The record is from RefSeq and is a predicted model, not a curated record. Gene Ontology annotation, molecular function: structural constituent of ribosome. The transcript is spliced from 2 exons. The coding region runs from base 4 to 390 and encodes 128 amino acids. Gene Ontology annotation, biological process: translation. Gene Ontology annotation, cellular component: mitochondrial small ribosomal subunit; ribosome.